UAUUUGACACCUUUCACUUAAUUUUCUCAAUCUUCAUUCGUAUCGUUUUAUUUUCCAGCAACUUCUACUUCAUAUUGGCCAUGGCUGCUGCAACGGCAUCGACUAGGUUUCAUAUUCGUGGGAGCUUCCAACAUAAGGGCAACCUACAAAACUCGACUCCAAAACGGGUUAAAGCUUUUCAAUCGCCCACAGAAGCUCGACGUCCUCAGAACGUCUCCGGAGAGUUCUUUGUCGAUCAUACAUGCAUAGACUGUGAUACCUGUCGAUGGAUGGCUCCGGUAGAUCAGUCAACUACUGCCGUAGAGAUUAAGCUGGAGGGGAGUGGAACCAUGGAGCCUCGGUGACGAUGUCACACUUGUACAUACACCUGGACAUACAGAAGUGUGUAAAUUGUUCUUGUGCCUUAGUAGCUUAGUCGACAUAUAGUCCAUUGUUUAUCUUGUUACUUUAGGGAUAACUAUAACUGUGAUUUUAAUGUUUUAGCAGUUUCUGAUGGUCCCAAUUGCUAACCGACAUGCAAUUCACUUUCUAUCAUUGUAAUUUAAGGAUCAAUGUGAUGGUGAUUUCAAUAUUAUACUGUAACUUAAUGAUUAUUUCUAGUUAUCUUGCGAAA
Molecule: messenger RNA, 613 nt
Organism: Solanum pennellii
Lineage: Eukaryota; Viridiplantae; Streptophyta; Magnoliopsida; Solanales; Solanaceae
Exons: 3
Coding region: 81-344 (87 amino acids)
Source: RefSeq, a predicted model, not a curated record